CUUCUACUUUGCCUAAACUACAAAAUAACACUAAUUCCUCUGUUAAUUUAGACCAAGUUUGACUGUCAAAACUUGGUAAAAAUGACCACCAACUCUCCUCUACUUCGCUUUUGUUAUGUUCUUGGGCCGGUAAGCCCCAAAAGACGCAAACGCAUCCCGGUAUAAGCUUUUGAUUUUCAAAUCGGUGCAAAAUCCGGUCCAUUUCAGGUCCAUUUUCCCUGACCACGGUCCAACAAGAAACAACAGUUUUGUACCGGUACUCACUACCCCUGACUAUAAUGAUGGCCUAUCUACGACAAGUACGCUGCAAAAGUGUAUACCACAAAAUGGGACUUCACGUGUUGAAGCCAACAAGCAUGGACGACUUCGAGCCAGUUGAGACAAAAGUACCAGUGGGCAGCCCAGCCCGGUUCUUCAGAGACCACGGCCGCGACUACUUCGUGUGCUGUGCCGAUUUCCAGACCCUGGCGCUCGUGUUGGUCAAGCCAAAAGAAAUGUUUACUCUUAAGGGAGAUCCUUUCUUCAGGGAGGCCUUGCGACGACAAGCGGACGAACUCCUGGUGAUUCCGUUCUCCGAGUUGGCAGACGUGGCUGCUGAGGUUGCCGCUGACGUGGCGAACAUCACGACUAUUUUUGUUCAUAUAACGAUGCGCUGCGGCUCUACACUACUGAUCAAGUCGCUAGAAGCAAGCGGCCUGAUGCACAGUUUGUCCGAAUCUGACGUGUACGCCAACAUUUCUCGGUACGUCCUGUCAAAGAAGGCCAUGCCUGAAGAUGUCACAGAGAUGUUGUUGGAGGUCAUUCGACACAUCAACACCCUGUUCAACUACACUCUCCUGCUGAAAGACCCUUCCAAAACUAUCACCUGUUACAAAAUGCGCGGACAGGUUUUCCCCAUAGCGGAUCUGUUGCGGAGGGCCUUGCCAGAAGUGAAGACCGUCUUACUCUACAGAAACCUCCUUGGUACGGUGGACUCUUGGGCUCACGUUAUGGCCGAGAGAAGCUACUGGAAGUAUUGGUUAAUCACAGCCCUUAGGCUAGAUUCUUUCUACAUCAACAACUUCCUUCAUUGGGCACCAAAUUCUCCAUGGGAAAACCCAGUGUUCAGGUGUAUCCCCGUCCCGCACGGGGUUGUUUGGUUCACAGCAUGCGUCUGGCUCGAGUUCAUGCAGAAAGCCCACGACCUGACGAAAACAGAUGCCCACCGAUGUUUCGACGUGAUCCUAAGAUACGAGGAGCUGUGUAAAUACAAGGAGAAGAUGGUCGCGAAGGUCAUCGAAAUUCUUGGUAUCAAGUGUGUUAGCGAGGAUGCAAAACUGAAGAUACGAGAAGUGUUUGGAUUCAACAGCCAGACCGGACAUUCUCUCGCCAGUAGGGGACCGUGUCGGGGAGAUAGUUGGUUGGGGCAAUGGGAGAUGGGGAUCAUUUCAAAGAUUCUUGAUCAUGUCAAUUGCGAGGAGAUCAGCCGACCAGAUUUUGUACUUAACGGGACCAUGACACAGAUAUAUGAUACCAAUGGGAUCGUUUAGUCAGUCUGCACGAAGUCCUCCCUUCCGGUUUCAAUUGGGAUUGGGCUGUUUAAAAAAAUAACGGUACAGGGCAUCGUCAGCAGUCUUGGCAUCAAAUGUGUCCAUGAAGAUGCAUAACUGAAGAUAGGAGAUGUUAUUGGAUUUAAAAUGCUAUUUCCUGCAUUUUUAGGGCAAAUUUUGCUGCCAGACUAAUCCAAGCAACGUAUUUUCACGAUUUUGAACGCUGAAGACGAUAGCUGUAUUACAUUUCUGUAAAAAA
This is a messenger RNA of Branchiostoma floridae (Florida lancelet), 1788 nucleotides long. RefSeq lists its product as uncharacterized. The record is from RefSeq and is a predicted model, not a curated record. NCBI's taxonomy places the organism in Eukaryota, Metazoa, Chordata, Leptocardii, Amphioxiformes, Branchiostomatidae. The transcript is spliced from 4 exons. Bases 279 to 1529 code for a protein of 416 amino acids.